Messenger RNA from Magnolia sinica, 3617 nucleotides. Its product is annotated as U-box domain-containing protein 33. Lineage: Eukaryota; Viridiplantae; Streptophyta; Magnoliopsida; Magnoliales; Magnoliaceae. Gene Ontology annotation, molecular function: ATP binding; protein kinase activity; ubiquitin-protein transferase activity. The record is from RefSeq and is a predicted model, not a curated record. Bases 262 to 3066 code for a protein of 934 amino acids. Gene Ontology annotation, biological process: protein phosphorylation; protein ubiquitination. The transcript is spliced from 9 exons.
GGAGAGAGGAGCAAUCAUCCCGAAGCUGAAAACCGUUUUUCGCAUGCGUUGAUUCUCGGGUUUUUUCAGAUCCGUUUCUCUCCGUUCGGCGAAAGCUAGGAUGCUUUUGACUCGGAUCGAGCGACUUUGAUUUUUGCGCUUUCCCUCUCCAAAAUCGAGAAGAUAUGCAGCGAUUUCCCGGAGGGAAACGACGGUAGAGAUCGUUUUCCGCAUGAUACGGAGAGAAAUCGACGGUGAGAUUCGGGUUUGGGGGUUUCAGCGAUGACGCUGGUGAGUUCGUCGCUGGUACUUCCGCAGAAGGUGCAGAAGCAGCAGCAGCAGAUGCAGAUGCAGCGUCCGUCGCGUAGUUUUGGAGCGGAGAGCGGUGGAGAAAUCGAGGAGGAGGAGGCGGUGGCGGUGGAGGACCCGGUUCCGUCCGUCGAGACGGACGAGAAGAUUUACGUGGCGGUGGGGAAGGAGGUAAGGGAGAGCAAGUCGACGGUGGAAUGGGCUGCGAGGAACGCUGGAGGGAAGAACAUCGUCCUCCUCCACGUACAUCAGCCGGCGCAGAUGAUCCCCAUGCUGGGGGCAAAAUUUCCUGCGAGCAAAAUGAAACCGUCGGAGGUAAGGGCAUACAGAGAAGACGAAAAGAAAAAGAUGGAUGACGUGUUGAAUGUGUAUAAGCUUAUUUGUGCAAGAGAAAGGGUGCAGGCUGAAACCCUUGUGAUUGACAUGGAUGAUAUAGAUAAAGGAAUUGUUCAGCUGGUGGCCGAUAAUGGUAUACGCAAGCUUGUCAUGGGAGCGGCCGCAGACAAGCACUACUCAAGUUGCAGGAAAUCGAAGCAGGCCAAGUCCAAGAAAGCUAUCACGGUGGCCCGUGAUGCCCAUCUUUCUUGCCAGAUAUCCUUUGUAUGCAAAGGAAGCCUCAUUUGCACCAGGGAAGCUAGUUUAGAGGGAAAUGGUUUCUGGGCGGUCCCACCAUCGCCUGUGGCCAGCCCAAGCAAUGGUGUGGGCCAACCUAGCUCAUCAAACGCUAAUGUGGCCCAGCCCAGUCCAUUAAGGAUGAGAUCGUCGUCCGACAGGCCAAGCCGCCUAACAAACCCAGUACAAGACUUUUUCUUCCGGUCCAAAUCCGAAAACUACACAUCUCAGACCCGCGGUCGGCCUGCAGCGGUAUCACCGUCGAUGGAGGAUACUGAUAAGAUGCCAAUGCAAGAAAGCCCAGUGAGUUUGGAGGGGAGCAAUAACCAUUGGGGUGGGAUCUCACCAAGCCCAGUGGGCUUAGCAUGGUCCACCAGCGAUGAAGGUACCAGCUCAAUCCAUUCGGUUUCGUUAGAGAGGGACGAUCCAAACACUACUUCCCAUUCGGGUUCAAUCGAAAGGGAUGAUCAGAGUGAAGGAGGUUCGUGGGUAUUGCAUCCGGUGAACGAGUCGGAAGAGGAUAGCCCGUUCGCAUCUCCUCCUAAUCAGCUCGAAGAGGAAGUAUUAGAUGAUGAUGUGUAUGUAAGGCUACAGCAAGCCAUUGAAGAAGCUGAUUGUUACGGACGAGAGGCGUAUGAGGAGUCAAACAGGCGGCGGAAAGCCGAGAGGGAUGCCGUCGAGGCGGCUCGCAAGGCGAAAGCAUCGGAAAACUCAUACGCAAAAGAAAUGAAACUCCGGAAGGAGAUAGAAGAUCUGCUCCAACAAGAGACUCAACAACUCGAAUCUAUCAAGAUCCAACGGCAGGAAGUGUUUGAAGAGCUCCAACGGGCCCGUGAUCAGCAAUCAACGUUGGAGGCCAAGAUCGCCAACUCGAACCGCAUUUUAAGCGAGUUCAAGGAGAAAUUCAGAGCGGCCGAGGAGCAACUGUCGACGGUCCAAAAGGAGCGGGACGAGCUGGAGAGGGAGCGAGACGAAGCUGUCCAUCAGACUGAGGAGCUGCGGCGGAGGAGUGAGGAGGCUGCAGCGAGUAGCUCGCAGGACCCGACCAACUACUCCGAGUUCGAGUUCACGGAGCUCGAGGAGGCGACGAAUGGCUUUGACCCGGCGAUGAAGAUCGGAGAGGGGGGGUAUGGGUGCGUUUACAAGGGCAUGCUCCGCCACACGGCCGUGGCGGUGAAGUUGUUGCGCCCUGAGAGCUCGCAAGGCCAAUGUGAAUUCCAGCAAGAGGUAAUUGUUCUGAGUAAGGUGAGACACCCGAAUCUGGUAACUCUGAUUGGUACAUGCCCAGGAGCUGGGGCCCUCAUCUAUGAAUUCCUCGCCAAUGGGAGCCUAGAAGAUAGGCUCUCAUGCAAGGAUAACACCGCCCCUCUAUCAUGGCAGACCCGAACCCGAAUUGCCGCCGACAUAUGUUCAGCCCUUAUCUUCCUACACUCAAAUAGACCCGACGGCAUUGUCCACGGCGAUCUAAAACCCGGCAACGUACUCAUCGAUUCGAACUACGUCGCCAAGCUCGGCGAUUUUGGCAUCUGUCGUUUAAUCCCACAAAAGGAUACGGAUACCACAUUGUGUUUGAUGACAGACCCGAAAGGUACACCUCUAUACAUGGACCCGGAAUUUCGGGCCACUGGAGUGCUGACCCCACGAUCCGACGUCUAUUCUUUCGGGAUCAUAAUCCUACGGCUGUUAACGGGUAAGCCAGUGUUGGGAAUUGCGAAGGAGGUUGAGGAUGCGCUCAAGAACGGCUGUCUGCAACGGGUUCUUGAUGAGACGGCCGGCGACUGGCCGUUCGUUCAGGCCAAGCAGCUCGCGCAUAUUGGGGUGAGGUGUUGUCAGUUGAGCAGGAAGAACCGGCCGGAUCUCGUGUCGGAGGUGUGGAGAGUGCUGGAGCCGAUGACGGCGUCGGCGGGGUAUGCGUCAUGUUUCCGGCUGAUGGCGGAGGAUUCCGGCCGGGCUCCGUCUUACUUCAUCUGUCCAAUCUUUCUGGAAAUCAUGCGGGACCCGCACAUCGCGGCCGACGGCUUCACAUACGAAGCGGAGGCUAUACGAGGAUGGCUCGACGACGGUAACAACACCUCACCUAUGACCAAUGUCAGGCUCCCCCACACCGAGCUUAUUCCAAACAGGGCUCUUAAAUCUGCAAUACAAGAAUGGCUGCACCAGCCAUAAUUUUCUUCCUCCUUUUUUUUUGGUAGUUUUUGUUUCUUGUAUUGUUUGUGUGUAGCAAUAUAAAGAUAUUUGCUAAGCCCACACACGUGUGGAGCCCUGCCAUGCAUGCACCAAUGUGGCUUAAGUGUGUGAUAUCCUAGCCUUCCAUCAAGUGGAUUGUCAUUUUUAAAUGUUGUGGUCUAAAAAUGGAUUAGCUAGAAUUUUUUUUGUUUCAGGCCACGUCCAUUAAUUUGUUUUGUACCGGUAUGACUACCUGAUGGAGAGUUUAGAUCUCAAACACAAGUGUCACAUUAGCACGUGUGAUUGCAUGUCCAUGGCUAGAGUUCUACACGCGUGGGGGGCUUAAUCUCCAGCAUUGGUCAUGCAUUUUUAUCAUUUCAUUGUAUUGUACAUAUACAUGUGAAGAGAACCUAUAAAAUCUUUGUAUAUUAAGAAAAAUGAUAGAAAUAUGAUAACUAGUGUAUUUUUGUAUUAGUGGGGGACUUUCUUUUCUAUUAUGGGGAAUUUCACUAAUGGUAUUUGCAAUAGAAGGCUAUACCAGCUGAUCAUCA